AUGGGUGCAAAUGUAGGCACGUUCAGGGCGUGGUAUUUAGUUGCCCUUUGCUGCAUCGGCAGCUUCUUGUUCGCUUAUGAUACGGGAGUGAUUGGUGGUGUCCUUACACUACCAUCAUUUCAGAACGAUUUCGGCAUUACAAAGGCGAACCAAGCUAGUGUUAGCUCCAAUGCGACGAGUCUUCUGCAGGCUGGAGCCUUUUUCUCAUGCUUCUUCGUCUGGCCCUUCACUGCUCGAUUCGGACGUCGUUGGUCUAUCACAUUAGCUUCGCUCAUCUUCAACGUCGGAGCCAUCAUCCAAGUCAUCAACACGCACUCUCUGGCGGCCUUCUAUGUCGCUCGCGUUAUCUCCGGGGUGGGGGUUGGAAUGGCCACGGUCAUCAUUCCAAUGUAUAGCGCAGAGAUGGCCCCAAAGCAGAUUAGAGGUCAGCUGGGAAGUAUGUUUCAGUUCUUCUUUACGCUUGGGGUUAUGACUUCUUACUGGGUCGACUACGGUGUAUCGCAACAUUUACGUUCAACGACGCAACAGUGGCAGAUUCCUAUUGGUCUCCAGCUUGUCCCUGGUGGCAUAUUGGGUUUGGGGAUGUUACUUACGAAAGAGAGCGCCCGGUGGCUUGCAAAGUCGGGCAGGAGGGAGGAGGCGAUGGAAUCGCUCAUCUGGGUUCGCGGCGAAGAUAAUGAUAAAGUAAAGGAAGAAUUUUCGGAAAUCAUUGCAGGCAUUGAAGAAGAAGAGCGCAUUACCGAGGGCCUUACACUAAAAGAAUGCCUCUUUCCAGCAAACCGUUUCCGCUUUAUCAUCGUCAUCACCUUGCAGAUAGGCGUACAAUUGACUGGCAACACUAGCUUGGCUUACUACGCCCCGCAGAUAUUCAAAGCGGUUGGAGCCGGUGACCAGAGCCUUCUGAUCAGCGGGUUCUUUGGCGUUGUCAAGGUUGUCUCUUGUCUAUUCUUCCUGCUGUUCCUCGUCGAGAAGAUCGGGCGUCGUGGCUCACUCAUUGGAGGGGCGUUUCUCAUGGGCGCAUACAUGCUCAUCAUAGCUUGCUUAACAGCUACUCACCCCCCAGUCGCCUCUCAGCCCUUGACUAGCACCGGCGCUGCGGCAGUAGCCAUGGUCUACCUCGAAGCGAUGAGCUAUAACAUAUCAUGGGGACCAGUACCUUGGAUUUACAUGAGUGAGAUAUUUCCCUCCAGGAUACGCGAGGCAGGCGUUGCAGUCGGGACGGCCACCCAAUGGCUAUUCAACUUUGUAUUCUCGCAAAUCACCCCCCAUGCGAUAAACAAUAUCGGCUGGAGAACUUUUCUGAUGUUCUGCAUAUUCAACUGGGCGUUAGUUGCAUACGCGUGGGUUGUGGUCAAGGAGACCAAGGGUAAAUCUUUGGAAGAGAUGGAAGCCGUUUUUGGCUUUAAUGAAAAGAUCGACGUAGAGAAAUUCCACGAAAAUAAACGAAGCGGUACGGUUUAA
This is a messenger RNA of Annulohypoxylon maeteangense, 1461 nucleotides long. RefSeq names its product putative MFS sugar transporter. Bases 1 to 1461 code for a protein of 486 amino acids. The transcript is spliced from 13 exons. Gene Ontology annotation, molecular function: carbohydrate:proton symporter activity. Gene Ontology annotation, cellular component: membrane. NCBI's taxonomy places the organism in Eukaryota, Fungi, Ascomycota, Sordariomycetes, Xylariales, Hypoxylaceae. Gene Ontology annotation, biological process: transmembrane transport; carbohydrate transport. The record is from RefSeq and is a predicted model, not a curated record.